Molecule: messenger RNA, 1995 nt
Organism: Peromyscus californicus insignis
Lineage: Eukaryota; Metazoa; Chordata; Mammalia; Rodentia; Cricetidae
Gene: Alox15
Product: arachidonate 15-lipoxygenase
Exons: 14
Coding region: 1-1995 (664 amino acids)
Biological process (GO): linoleic acid metabolic process; lipid oxidation
Cellular component (GO): cytosol; plasma membrane
Molecular function (GO): arachidonate 12(S)-lipoxygenase activity; iron ion binding; protein binding
Source: RefSeq, a predicted model, not a curated record
AUGGGCGUCUACCGCAUCUGUAUCUCCACUGGGUGCUCGAUGUACGCGGGCACCAGAAACGAGGUCCACAUGUGGCUGGUGGGGGAGCAUGGGGAGGCGUCUCUCGGGAAGGUGCUACGACGACCCUGUCGGAACUCGGAGGAGGAAUUCCAGGUGGAUGUGUCAGAAUACCUGGGAGCACUGUUGUUCGUGAAAGUGCAAAAAUGGCAUUACCUUACGGAUGACGCCUGGUUCUGCAACUGGAUCUCCGUGAAGGGCCCUGGAGACCAAGGAGCAGAGUACAGGUUCCCCUGUUACCGAUGGGUGCAGGGCACCAGCAUCCUGAGCAUUCCCGAGGGCACUGGCUGCACCGUGGUUGAAGACGCUCAAGGCCUGUUCAGGAAGCACAGAGAAGAGGAGCUGGAAGAGAGAAGGAGCCUGUACAAGUGGGGCAACUGGAAGGAUGGCCCUAUCCUGAACGUGGCGGCGACCAGCUUGUCUGACCUCCCUGCAGACGAGCGAUUUCGAGAGGACAAAAGAUUUGAAUUCGAAGCUUCGCAGAUUUUGGGGAAAACAGAUGUUCUUUUCAACUUUCCUCUAAAUACUUUGACCUGCUGGAAAGACCUGGAUGACUUCAAAUGGGUUUUCAAGAUUGGCCACACCAAGCUGGCUGAACAGGUUCGGAGGUCCUGGAAAGAGGAUGCUUUAUUUGGGUACCAGUUUCUCAAUGGUGCUAACCCCAUGCUGCUGAGGCGGUCCACUGGUAUUCCUUCCCGACUGGUGUUCCCUCCGGGGAUGGAGGGGCUGCAGGCUCAGCUGCAAGAGGAGCUCGAGAAAGGCACUCUGUUUGAAGCCGAUUUCUUCCUCCUGGAUGGGAUCAAGGCCAACGUCAUCUUCUUCAGCCAGCAGUACCUGGCUGCCCCUCUAGUCAUGCUGAAGCUGCAGCCUGAUGGACAACUCUUGCCCAUAGCCAUCCAGCUUGAACUGCCCAAAACUGGGUCCACCCCACCACCAAUUUUCACACCCGAGGAUCCUCCAGUGGACUGGCUCCUGGCCAAAUGCUGGGUCCGUAGCUGUGACUUUCAGCUGCAUGAGCUACAGUCUCACCUCCUGAGGGGACAUUUGGUGGCUGAAGUCUUUUCUGUGGCCACCAUGAGGUCCCUGCCUUCAGUGCAUCCUGUUUUUAAGCUUCUGGUUCCUCACCUGCUCUACACCUUGGAAAUUAACGUCCGGGCCAGGAAUGAUCUGAUCUCAGCGAGAGGUUUUUUUGACAAGGCAAUGAGCACAGGUGGAGGGGGCCACCUGGAUCUUCUCAAGCAAGCUAGAACCUUCCUGACCUACACCUCAUUGUGCCCUCCUGAUGACUUGGCUGAGCGGGGGCUCCUGGACGUCCAGUCUAGCUUCUAUGCUAAAGAUGCCCUGCGACUCUGGGACAUCAUAAAUCGGUAUGUGGUGGGAAUGUUUGAUCUCUACUACAAGACUGAUGAGGCUGUGAGAGCUGACUAUGAGCUGCAGAGCUGGUGUCGAGAGAUCACUGAAAUUGGGCUGCAAGGUGCCCAGGACAGAGGGUUUCCCACCUCUCUACAGUCUCGGGCUCAGGCUUGCCACUUCAUCACCAUGUGCAUCUUCACCUGCACCGCUCAGCACUCUUCUGUCCAUCUAGGCCAGCUGGAUUGGUUCUAUUGGGUCCCUAACGCACCCUGUACCAUGAGGCUGCCUCCACCCACCACCAAGGAUGCGACAAUGGAAAAGUUGAUGGCCACAUUGCCCAACCCUCAUCAGUCUACUCUUCAGAUAAAUGUCAUUUGGCUUCUGGGCAAACGCCAGGCUGUUAUGGUGCCCCUGGGCCAGCAUUCAGAGGAAUACUUUCAAAACCCUAAGGCCAAAGCUGUGCUGGAGAAAUUCAGAGAGGAGCUGGUUGCCCUGGAAAAGGAAAUUGAGAUUCGUAAUAAGAGCCUGGACAUACCCUAUGAGUACCUGCGGCCCAGCCUUGUGGAAAACAGCGUGGCCGUAUGA